AUGCGCAAGUCAGGAGUCUUUCAGCCAACUUCAACUUCCGGCUCUUUUAUGUUUCCCAGGUUUGGCCGUGAAAAGAAUUGCCGAGAUGCCAUCACUCAGAGGCCAUUUUACCAGUCUUUGCAAAGGUUUCAAGAUAAAGGUAAGAGCGAAGCAAAGAAAAUAGCGACUCUUAAUAUUAAGACACAGUUCUUUAUAUGCCGAUGAAUAAACUUGAGGUGUCCGGUGGCUAAGAUUUCAUGUUGCUGGUACGCAUAAUUACAACAAGUAACAGUCACAUGUACCGGCCACGUUGUUUCGCUAUCGUGUACAUAAUUCAUUUGAUCUAAAUCCUCAAAAUUAGUUAAAUUAGUUUAAACCAACUAAUUUUUUGUUGUUGUAAGGGGCCGUCGACACAUUCACUUUUCCCCCGCUUAAUGUCCACGAGACCUCGUCAGUGGGGGACAUUUUGGACAAACGUUCAUAAAAUAAUUUUACGUUAUGUGUGGAAAGGAGCUUGUGACAUUAUUCAAGAGAAAGAAGGACCAAUUGUACAUUUUUUUUUCAUUGUGAUCUUGUAUACUCCUAAAUCACCAAUAAAUCUAUACAAUACUAAAUCAGCGUUCUUAGGAUUUCAAUGAGUUGCAUUAAGAAAGAACUACGUGUGGACUGAAUGGAUGAAAAAAAAAAAAUGGAAUAUCUCGUGAAGACUGCUGGUGGGGUGGUUGCUGAAGUCAAAAAUAGAAUGUUUUAAGCUAAAGCUGGUCUCAUGGGUGUUGCUUGCAAAUAUCGUCAUGUUCAGAUUAUUCACUUCAUCAUUAUUACUUGCUGUCGACGACUAUCAAUUUAUUCUUGGUGUUCACAUGACGUCACCAAAAUUCAAACUAAGAAACUAUUUCGUCUUCUGAGUUUCUACAUUCAUCUGGUGUUAGGGCACCUUAAAACCUUUACACAAUCAAGUUUUCGGUUCAAAAGGGUUCUUUGUUUUGCUAUACAGGAUGCUUGAAUUUCCAGGCUUUAGCGCGACGCGGCAUUUAGCUGACAGCCAGGAAAGCUGUUACGUGGGUUAAAAACAUUACUGAUUUGGGAGAUUUUGCUAUAAACAAUAAAUAUUUCUUUAAUUGUUAUGAGUUCUUCAAGCGAGGAAUUCAGGCGUAAGUAGGACCACUCAAAAACAGAUGUUUUUGUUGGUUUCCGGCAGCCUUAUUUCUGCCCCUGAAAGGGACACAAACAUGGUAUCUCCAUACAACGCUUUAUAGAUUUGGGUAAAACGUUUUUCCGAGAAUCUCGCAUAUGAAAUAUUGCACAGACCUGAUUCGUGGCAAGCUUUUUCUAUAUUUUUCUUCUUUCAUUUUCCAGAUUCUAGACUUUCCGUAGUAAAAGGUUUCCAUUUUUGUUUUUGAUGGUGGGACAGUGAAAACCACCAACUGUUUGAUUUUGAUUUUGUUAGAUUUUGUUACUUGAUAAUAAUCAAUAUAUUUUUUUUUCUGACUUCGAUUUCUUUCAACUCCGAUAUCAAUCGGUGGAUUAAAUCAAUUGAUACUGAUGGUAUCAAUUGGUAUCAAUUGGGCUACAUUUUAUUUACAUGUAAAUGACUCUUAAUGGCUAGCACAUUCUAGCUACAGCUUCAGCUUCUUUGCAAUAGUACCCUAGCUGAAGUCAGGUUCUUGCAUUUUUGCAGAAUACUCUACGACUAUGUGCCUUAAUUGGGGAAGCCAGUGUUGUGUCAUUGAUGAUGGUGGAUCUUUCAUGCACUACAGAAGCCAGUGCUUCCACGUAAGAUAA
This is a messenger RNA of Porites lobata, 1761 nucleotides long. Lineage: Eukaryota; Metazoa; Cnidaria; Anthozoa; Scleractinia; Poritidae. The record is from the annotation of a GenBank genome assembly.